Messenger RNA from Patella vulgata (common limpet), 5551 nucleotides. RefSeq lists its product as uncharacterized. Gene Ontology annotation, cellular component: cytoplasm; nucleus. Gene Ontology annotation, biological process: protein desumoylation. Gene Ontology annotation, molecular function: SUMO-specific endopeptidase activity. Bases 106 to 4950 code for a protein of 1614 amino acids. The record is from RefSeq and is a predicted model, not a curated record. NCBI's taxonomy places the organism in Eukaryota, Metazoa, Mollusca, Gastropoda, Patellidae. The transcript has 21 exons.
AAAUUUUAAAGAAAAAUUAGACUUGGAAGAGGUCUCUGCACGACAUAUUUUCUGGACUAAUAAGUAAUAGUUUUUAUAAAUUUACGAUAGCAUGGAGUUUACGCUAUGUCUCUGUUGAAAGCUCCAAGUGUAAACGAUCAAAAAUCUCAUUUGCAUGGAGUUUGGCGUGAUUACUCUGCUAUCAGUGACCAAAAACAUAUAAUGGAAGAGAAAGACGAUCUUUGGCCCCAAUCUGAUGUUGGUACAAAAGAUAUGGAGUCAUCAUCACCACAGCUUAGUAAAGACGAUAAAAAAAUAUCUGCUGAAGAAAAGUCAACUAGUGGAGGAGAACCAAGUGGGACAUCUGAAGAAACAGGUAGUAAUAAGCCAUCAUCUGGUCCCAGUAUGAAGCUACCUGCACAAACAGAUAACAGUGAAAACGAUGUGGUGUCUGUCAAGGUUGAGGCAAAGAAUGGAGAAACAGAUGCGAGUCCAAGUCUUGUCUCAGAAAAUACGACUGGACCCGAAGUCUGUAUCAAAAAAGAGGUUGAUGACAAACUGGAAAGUGGAGAAGUAAAAGCUGAAGAUUUUCCUGAACAAGAUGAACUUGCAGGUGAUGAAUAUUUGGAUAAAGAGGAGGAUUUUGAAGAGGGAGAAGGCUACGAUAUGUACGAUGGUGCAAAUGGUGAAGGUGAGGGUUACGAGGACUACCCAGAGAACGAUGGUCAGCAGGAACAUGAUCAGGGUUACUUCGGGUAUACCGAUAAUGGUUUACUAGAAACAGGUGAUGGUCAUCCUGGCAUGUCAGGUGAAGGUCAGGAACAGUAUUAUUAUGAAGAUGGUGAAGAGUAUUACGAAGAUGAAGAAUUCGUUGAUGAUGAAUAUGUUGAUGAAAACGAUGAAAAUGAAGACAAAGACACCAUCAGGGAAGUCGUUAAAGGACCAAAUGGUCGCUUACAGUACGUUGUGAAAGGCCUUGAUGGACGAAUCAAAUGUAUAAUGGAUGCUCCAAUGGAUGCAACUGAAUCAGAUAAAGUCGUUAAAAAAGAGUCUGAAAAUGAAGCGAAUUAUGGGAGCUAUGAAGGAGAAAAUGAUAAUUAUGGUGAAGAAGGAGAGGAGGAAUAUUACGAGGAGGAAGGACAUGAAUAUGACGAUGAUAAACAAGAAUAUGAAGAAGGCGAGAUACCGAAUCCUUACAGAAACAAUCCACCUAGAAAUAAACCACUCACACACGAAGAAAAGGAGGAAUUAUGCCGAGUAGCGAUGGCUCAGUAUUCUGAUGAAGGUUUUGAUUACAUGGAUGAUGAGGAUGAAGAAUAUUACGAUGAAGAGGAAGAUGAAGAAUUUCCUGAUAAUUUAACUCAAGAACAGCUGACUGUUCUCCGACAGCAGCACAUUGCGCGUCAAGAACAGUUGGCUCAAAUGAGAAGUCAAGAAAACCAACUGCAGCAAAUGAAUUCAGUAAAAAAGGAUCAAGCUCCCAAUAAAAACAAUGCAACCUCAUCAGACUUGAAAGCAGCAGGGAAUCCAGCGGAUAAAAGAGCUCAAGAAAUGACUGGGAGAAAACCAUCGUAUGAAAUUACUAAUUCUUCUGGUAAACCAUCAUCAGCACCUGCUACUGAUCAGGAAGAAGGAAUGGAUGAAGAGUACAUUGAUGAUGAAGCUGAUGAUGAAAACUAUGAGGAAACAGAUGAGGAGUAUAACAGACAUAAACAGCUUUAUGAUCAGCAGCGACUAAAAAACAUUGCACAAUUGCAACAUCCUUCUGGUUCUAAUCAUUCACAGCCUCCAGGACAACAUGGUGAGGAGUAUUAUGAUGAUGAUGAAGAGGAGGAAUACUAUGAUGACGAUGAAGAUUGUAGUGAUGACUCAGCCAUAGAAGCAUUUAUACAGCAAGCUAUUGAAAAACAGAAAGAAGCUCAAUUACAAAAUCAACGAUUAGGAAUCGAGAACCCCUCCAACCUAAAUCCCAACAUUAAGUCAGGAAUUCCAAUAUCGUCUCCAAACACAAAUGAAACUAUUAAAAAAUUGGAUGUUCAGAUGCUUUCAAAUAAUUCUAGUCAAGAUGGUACACCAAAUAAUUCUUCAGUCAAAAAUAAUCUUCUCAAUAAUCUGUCGUUUAAUAAUUUAAAGUUUAAAGAUGGGGAAGGUCCAGUACAGAAUAUGGUUUAUUUGAUUCGAUCAAAUCAAGGAAGAGAUGUAUAUGCCAUGUGGGAUGGCCAGAAAUUUGUUCCAACACCUCUUGAUAUAUCAUUAGCUUUACCAUCAGAGGCAUUAACUGAUUCUCAGAAAGAUUCCAAGAUAGUAGGUGGAGGUGCCAAGGGUAAGGUGAAAGAUCCACCGCUAAAAGGCAAUGCUACUGGCCUUAAUAUGGUAAAUGAACAAGAUGAAGCAAUCAGAACUGCUAGGCCUACUCCACGACAUUCUAAUAUGGUUAGCCUAGCUAGUAAUAGGAAGCCCUCUCCAGUUCCUAAUAAUCAUGACGGUGAUUUACUUCCAAAUGGUAGAGUGUGGCAUCAUACUAACAAGAGUUCACUUGCUAGUUUAAUUAAAUAUAGACGACCCCUACAUCCUACACCACCACAUGGAGAUGAAGAUGAUGAGAUGGAUGAAGAAGAUGAAGAAUAUAUUGAAAAUGACAUUUCUAAUUCUGGUUCUACUUCAUCAGUGAAGCGGCAUUUAGAUGGUGUUGUGAAGUAUGCUGCGUGUAAAUCGUGUGGUUAUUCUAGUAGUGAUUUAGACAAAUGUGAACGUUGUUAUCGUAAACUGCCAGCCGAUGCCAAAGUUCAUGUGGUAGACAAAAUAAAGAACAAUCAGUCAGAUUACACGAUAGACAGAAAAUCUUUUUACGGCCAUAAACUGAAUGACCAAUCACAGCCUUAUAAAUAUGCCAAGUUAUCCAAUCACAGGCAACCUUUACAUUCACCUCAGGGAGAAAAUGUUCAAUUUGAUAACAGAAAAGUGCGUGCUACAUAUGGUCAGCGAAUCAAAAAACAGAAGCCAAAUAAACUUCAUAAUGUGAAGAUAACAAUAUCAUCAGAUGAAGAGGAUUCCAACUCAAAUGAAACUUUACCAAUUGGAGCAAGUAGUAACGCAUCACCAGAUUUCCAAAGUAACAGUAGAUGUGAUUCUCCGAUAUUUCCAUAUAGUAAAGUAAAUAAUCCAAGUCAACAAGAGUCUGGUUCUAUAAGAAAUAGGAUGGAAGAUCAGAAUGGUAAAGUCAAAUCAAAAAAGAGCAAGCCUCCUGCUUUAGAAGAAAAUUUGGAACCUCUCACUGAUUGUACACUUUCGUUAAAUGCUAGAAGUGUGAGGAUUGGUUCUUUGAAAUCCAAACCCUUAGAACCCGUUAUGAUGUCCGAUAAAGGUUUUUCCUGUUCUGUUGUGUGUGAAAGAAAGGGUAAUCAUAAAUGUCGUAUUGAAAUAGAUACGUUAGAUAUUGUUAGUUGUCAAGGACAUUUAAAUCCUCCUGUUGUAGUCAUGUUUUUAGAGCUAACAACAGCAGGAGGAGUUAAAUUACGAGAAAAACUGAAAAUGAAAGCGAACCAGCGUUCAAAUUUUGAUCCAGAUAGUCAAGAUAAAAAACUAAAAUAUUGUGUGAUUAUAUUUGAUACGUUAGAAGAUCCGAAAUCAGUGAAACAGAUUAUACAGCAUUAUCAAAUAGUGAACAAGGCCGGUCCUAGUUAUUAUCAAGAACUAACACAUGAAGAAGCUAACAUGCUUUUAUUACAAACCACACCCUUGACACCGGCAAUGCAGGCACAGGUUGGUUUAACGAUGAAUAAAGAUCCUCCGGUACCGCCAUCGAUCCAGAAUAUUAGAGAUACAUCAAGUCAUGGUGAUGAACAAGAAUAUCAUCGAGAUGAAAUGGACAAUUUUGAGAACGCUGAAAUAAGAGAAGAAUCGUGUUCCCCGUCUCCUCCUAGAGUAACAUUUACUGGACCAUUGGAGAAAUUAUUAACAUACCCUCCACCACCAGCUAAAGGUGCUUUAACUAUUACCAACGAAGAUCUCUACUGUUUAAAUGAUGGGGAAUUUCUCAAUGAUGUCAUUAUUGACUUUUAUUUAAAAUAUUUAUUAUUAGAAAAAUUGAGUGAAAAGGAUAAACAGAGAACUCACAUCUUUAGUUCAUUUUUCUACAAAAGAUUAACUCACAGGCUACCUAAAAUGUCUGAAUCUACUGCAGAUAUUAAUAAACAACCACAUGUAAAGCGACAUUCCAAAGUCAAAACAUGGACAAGACAUGUUGAUCUGUUUGAAAAAGACUUUAUUAUUGUACCAAUCAAUGAACAUUCUCAUUGGUUUUUAGCCAUCAUUUGUUUUCCUGGAUUAGAGGAACCACAGUUUUGUCCAUUUUUACCAGUCCCAUUAAAGGUGCCUCCACCACCACCUCCUGCUUCACCAGAUUCAACAUCCCCUCCAACAGUAGCUCAAUCAACAGGAGAAGAAUCUAGUCAAGACAGUGCCAAUAAUCCUGUGGAACCAAAACCAGAAGAAGAAACGCCCAUGGAGGCUGAGAAUUCAACUCCAUCCAAGGUUAUAACAGGAAUUCCACUAGAUCCAGAAAAAUGCAUUGAAGAAUCAUGUAAUAGAGAAUACUGUUUAGGAAAAAAACAGCCAUGUAUUCUGAUAUUUGAUUCAUUGGCUGGUCCAUCAAGAGCUUCUGUUUGUAAAACUCUUAAAGAGUAUUUACAAGUAGAGUGGAGUAUUAAAAAAGAUACAGAGAGAAAUUUUAAAGAUUUUCGUGGUAGUUCACCAAAAGUACCACAACAGAAUAAUUAUAGUGACUGUGGUAUAUAUGUAUUACAAUAUGUCGAGAGUUUCUUUCAGUCACCUAUUAUGGAUUUCACUGUUCCUAUGAAGGGUUUAGAUUACUGGUUCCAUUCAGAAGUCUGCGCAAGAAAACGAGAAGAGAUUAAAAGUUUGGUGCUAAAAUUACAAGAACUUUAUCCACGGCCAGAGAAAAAAAGCUGAUAGUCUGUCAAUACGAAUUGACAUUGAUCUGUGAUAUAUUCCUAGUAGUGAAUUUAAAAGUGGACAGUGGAGUAGAUGACUGAAUGUGAAAUUAAAUAAGUUUUAUGUAUAUAUUGUGAAUAUAUAAGAAAGUGAACCCUAUAGAUGAUUAUGUAUGGAUGAGAAAUGAAAUAUAUUCUGGUUGAAAACUUGAUGAGUGCUAAAUUUCAAAGAGAUCUUAAAUUUGGAGUUUUAUUAACAUAAACAAUGUUCGACUUGUUAUGUAAGUAAAUGAAUCUGACCAUGAGUUUUUCAGAGCUUUUUAAAAGUGUUUGAAUUAUUUAAUGUGAGCUAUGUUAUCAAUACCUCUUAAUUUCAAUAUUAUAGUGACAUCACAUCACAGAAUAUCAGGGCACAUCAAAGGUACAAUUUCAUUGUGUGGUUCAAUAGUAUACACUUAUCAAACCAUUGUUAAAGAUACUGUACAUUAUGGGAGAUUAGAUAAAGAGCUGGCAGUUCCCACUAUGAUAGUUAAAAUCAAGAUAAUAUAAAGGGAAUUUGCUGAAAAUUUCAGACAAAUUGAUCCACUCUGAACCGAGAAAAAACAUAGUCUCGAAUAUCC